GGACAACCUUAUUUUAAGAAUCUUUCGUCCACGACCACGAAACUUGUGUCCAAAUAGUGUUUUUUAUAUCACUUUUGACGAAAGAUUAACGCAAUGGGAAAGCGCAGGCGAUUGAAGAAAACCCCGCUCACCGAUGGACAAUUUGUGUUCGCUAAAAUGCGAGGAUUUCGCGCUUGGCCAGGCCGCCUUGUAAAUCGUCUUGGCACCGAAUACAAUGUCUAUUUCUAUGGCACGUGGGAUCAUGCCAGGGUGUCGCAGAAGCACAUUUUUGACUUUGCAAAACAUUCGAAGCGGUACGGAAAAGUAAACGAUCGCAACUCCAAAGUGUGCCGAUCGUUCCGAGCAGCCAUGUUGGAAAUGCAGCUUGCCAUUGCCGAGCCCGAAUUGGAUAUCGGCUACUUCAAUAUGGUGGCUCAUCUAACGACCGGCGCUGGAUUACCACAAGACGAGUCCUAUUCGGAAUUGGAGAUGAAUACGGACUCGGACUCGGAGGAAGUGCCACCUAAGGGUAAACGUAUAGCCCCCAUGUAUCACAUAGUCGGCGACAGUGACUCUGACGUGGAGAACAACGCUCCGAACUAAAAUAUUAAGCUAAAAAUCCAAAUUUUUCAAUUAUCCCAUUUUUUUUAUUUUGUUUUCCACAUUAAAUCGAAAGUUUAUGUUUGUAUCCAAGAAGAAAGUGUAUGCUUGGACUCGGACGUGGAGAACAACUCUCCGAAUUAAAAUAUUAAGCUAAAAGUCCAAAUUUUUCAAUUUUCCCAUUUUUUUUAUUUUGUUUUCCACAUUAAAUCGAAACAGCUAAAGUUUAUGUUUGUAUCCAAGAAGAAAGUUUAUGCUUGUUGAUGCUUAUGCUUAAAAUAAAAACAAACUUAUGU
This is a messenger RNA of Drosophila obscura, 875 nucleotides long. RefSeq names its product hepatoma-derived growth factor-like protein 1. The record is from RefSeq and is a predicted model, not a curated record. Lineage: Eukaryota; Metazoa; Arthropoda; Insecta; Diptera; Drosophilidae. The transcript has a single exon. The coding region runs from base 94 to 582 and encodes 162 amino acids.